Molecule: messenger RNA, 3043 nt
Organism: Scomber japonicus (chub mackerel)
Lineage: Eukaryota; Metazoa; Chordata; Actinopteri; Scombriformes; Scombridae
Gene: misp
Product: mitotic spindle positioning
Exons: 7
Coding region: 1-3009 (1002 amino acids)
Source: RefSeq, a predicted model, not a curated record
AUGGGGGUAACUAUUACCAUUAAAGCUGAACGGUACAUACAGGGUUUGCUGCCAUCCAAGCAGCGUCCGGCCUGCAGUCCGGGUACCAGACCGUCCAGCCUGCGGUCCGGGUACCAGACCGUCCCGCCUGCGGUCCGGGUACCAGACCGUCCCGCCUGCGGUCCGGGUACCAGACCGUCCCGCCUGCGGUCCGGGUACCAGACCGUCUCGCCUGCGGUCCGGGUACCAGACCGUCGGGUGUUGCAGCGCUCGCCGGUCGUCCUCCAGCUGGCGCUUCUUGUUCUCGAUCUCUGUCUGCCACUUCCUCUUCUCCUGAGGACGAUAGAAAUUGAACUUUGUCACUGUGUCAGUUAUUUUAUUCGCUCUGCUGCUCACAGGAAACAGGAAACUGAUCUGAGUAACGUCCUCCCUGCUGUCUCCAUAGUAACAUCCUCUCUGUGGUUGCAGAGACUAUCGGCUGGACGGAGGGAUGUUUUGACUCUGCAGAGUUUCCAAACAUCGAGUUCUGUUCUUCACCUCCCUCCCUCCGAGCCCCCCCCCUCCGGCUCCACAGUACCCCCCACCGACUCCACAGCGCCCCCCUCCGGCUCCACAGCGCCCCCCACCAACUCCACAGCGCCCCCCACCGACUCCACAGCGCCUCCCACCGCCUCCACAGCGCCCCCCACAGCCAUGGCCAGCAGCCCGAGGAGGUGGGUGCUGAAGCCUCUGUCGCCCCCCCUGCAGCAGUCUGACCUGCGCUCCAUCGCUGGCCCCGCCCCCGACGAUGAUUCGGUCUUCAGAUUCGACGCCGUCUCUGUGUCCCGCAGCGGUUCCUCUGUGUUCGUCUCCUCGCUGCAGGACGAGGCUUCAGGAGACGUGACAGUCCAAGCCCGGCAGGUCUCCGUGUCUCAGGACGGGGGGAGCACCAGCGACGAGUGGCAUCCCAGCAGCCCCAGCGACCCCAGCAGCCCCGGCAGCAGCACCGGGUCCCACUGCGGGUUCUACUCCUUCGUGGAGGACCCGGCGAGUCCGGAGGCAGAGCGCAACGAGGCGUGGAUGGUGUCUCCUCAGAGGACGGCUCAGCUGUCCACACUGAAGGAGGAGCGAGACUUCAAACUGCAGACCUACACCGGCAGCAAGAGACCCGGGAGCCUGUUCGCUGACGACAACGGCUCAGAGUACCAACUGGACCCGGAGAACAAAGCGGAGCUGGUCGGAGACAAAGAGGAGCAGCAGCUUCGGCAUGACAUCAUCCGCAGUCAGGCGCCGAAGAAGAACCUCAAGCUCAAAGAGGAGCUGAGUGCUCUGCAGGAUCUGGACCUGAGCAAGGCCACCAGCAAGCUGAUGCAAGGGUUCAGUCUGAGCUUCAGUCACAUCAGCGUCAAACCAGAACCCCCCCGCCCGGCCGAGCCCGGCAGUGUCGACAAGGAGCAGAUCAACUUCAGCGCCGCCCGGCAGCAGUUCCUGAAGAUGGAGCAGGACCGGCUGAAAGCUCCCCCCCCUCUGAGGUCCUCAAAAACACAUCUGAACUCGUCUCUACAGCUGGAUGCUGACAGGUCCGUGUGGAGGCGAGUGGAGACAGAUGUCCGGGUGGAGACAGAUGUCCGGGUGGAGACAGACACCCGGGUGGAGACAGACGUCCGGGUGGAGACAGGCGUCCGGGUGGAGACAGGCGUCCGGGUGGAGACAGACAACCAGGUGGAGACAGACGCCCGGGUGGAGACAGACGAUGGAGCAGAGCUCAGAGCAGACCUGAUGGCUUUUGGACUGUCUGAAGGGGUGGAGACAGACGAUGGAGCAGAGCUCAGAGCAGACCUGAUGGCUUUUGGACUGUCUGAAGGUGAGACCCCCACAGAGAGGAGGGUGACGGUGUUUCGGAUCGAUGACAGUCUGAGUGUCUUGGAGAACCUGGACUCUGGUCUGGAGGAGCUGCCGGUGGAGGCGGGCGGCUACCGCAGCGACGACGACGUGUUCAGUGAGACGAGUCAGCAGCAGAGCAGGAACGAGAACGAAACCCCGAUCGAAAGGGAGAUCCGGUUAUCUCAGGAACGGGAGGAGAACCUGCGACGCUCCCGAGGCCUGAAGCUCAGCAGUAGUUCAGAGAUGAUCCAGAUCAAAACCAAACGUCUGCAGUCGCCGAUGUCUCUGUCACCGUUGCCGGUGCCAUCUGGGAGAGUUAAAGAGAAGAACCGGGUCAGCUUCAUCAUCCAGAGAGACAUGCAGAGGAGGGAGUCCGCCAGCCGCAGGGAUCCUCCACAGCUGGACCACAUGAAGACAGAGCCGGAUCUGCAGGAGGAGGACCGGAGGACAGAAGACAUACUGUCUCCUUGCUGUCCUCACCGACACCUCGAGGAGACAGAGCUGUCCCUCCUGGACUUGGAGGUCCGGGAUCGGAUCACGUCCUCCUCGUCCCGCUCCUCCCGCUCCUCCCCCUCGCCUCAGCUGGACUCCUCCCUCGCCUCGACGCGGUCCUGGAGGGAGAACCUGGAGUCCACCGGCCUGCAGCCCAGAGGACAGGGAGCUCCAGACUUCAUCGAGAAGGAGAUCGAAGAGUCUCUGAGACGAGAGCAGGAGCUGCGGGAGGUGAGGCUGUCCAGGGAGGAGACGCCUCUGUCCUCGCCUCCUCCUCUGGUGGAGCAAGCAACCAAGAUGGCCGUCAGACAGUUCUACCCAAACACAGAUAAAGCAGACAGCCCCUCCCCCCGCCCCUCCCUCCGGAUGCCCUCGGCCUCCUUCAUCACGGCUCAGCCCUGGACCUACACCCCCCCCUCCUCCCCGGGGGUGCGGUCCUCCUCCCCGGGGGUGCGGACCAACCCCCCCCCUGUCAGAGGCCUGACUGACACUCUGCUGCAGGACUUUGAGGAGAGGCGAGCUCGUAUGAAGCUGGACGAGAGCUCAUACGCAGGAAUCCAGCCGGUCGACGACGUCAACAACGAGGUGGUGGAGUCGACUCGAGUCGUCAGACAUAAGAACCAGCGAGCUCUACGAUGGGAAGCCGGAGUCUUUAACAACCAGCCGGACCAGUGAGACCCGGACAUGGACAUGGGGGGGGGGGGGGGGG